ACAGAGUAAAAGUAGACGUGUUUACGCUGGCCGCUGGCUGUGUUUUUUCGCUGCCCGUUUUUGUUUAGAAGAUGUGACUUGGAGUGAUUUUGUACAGGAAAGUUGGAUCCACGUGACUGCUGUUCAUGAUAUUUCGUUCACUUGGAGCGACGCAGUGAUGCAGAGUGGAAAGGAUCGAAUUAGGAAUGAAACUUGGAUUGCGCGCUGGCAUGGCACGUCAGGUGUUUCGACGCUUGGAUAGACGCUGUUUCUUUCUGUCAUGGUGCCAGUUUCCGUAUCAGUGAGUUCGCCUGGAGCACUAUGGAGAGAAGAAAGAGACUUUUCUUGUAUCUUCUCUUCGCGGCGCAGCUCUGCCUGAGCUCAGCACAAGUCCUCAGAAUCGGUGGUAUUUUUGAGACCCGGGAGAGUGAGUUAGUGAGUAUGGACGAGCUGGCUUUCAAGUUUGCAGUAAAUAACAUAAACCGCAAUAAGACCCUGAUGCCCAACACUACUCUCACCUACGACAUCCAGAGGAUCAACCUGUUUGAUGGCUUUGAGGCUUCCAGGAGAGUGUGUGACCAGCUGACUCUCGGAGUGGUUGCUGUGUUCGGCCCUUCUCACAGCUCCUCGGUCAGUGCCGUUCAGUCCAUCUGCAACGCCCUAGAAGUCCCUCACAUUCAGACCCGCUGGAAACACCCGUCAGUGGACAACAAAGACACCUUCUUCAUCAACCUGUAUCCCGAGUAUUCUGCCAUCGCCAGGGCCAUCCUGGACGUGGUCACUUUCUUCAAAUGGAGGAAGCUAACGGUGGUAUAUGAGGACAGCACAGGCCUUAUGCGGAUGCAGGAGUUGAUCAAGGCUCCGGCAAAGUUCAACCUUAAGAUCAAGAUCCGCCAGCUGACCCCGGGUAACCAAGAUGCCCGACCUCUGCUUAAGGAGUUGAAGAAAGACAAAGAAUUUUUUAUUCUCUUUGACUGCUCCUAUCGCAUGGCUGCGGAGCUCCUGAAGCAGCUUUCAUCAAUGGGAAUGAUGACCGAGUACUACCAUUUCUUCUUCACGACUUUGGAUUUGUUUGCCCUGGACUUGGAGCCGUACCGCUACAGCGGGGUGAACAUGACAGGCUUCAGACUGCUGAACGUGGAUGACCCGUGGGUAGCCUCCACAAUGGAAAGGUGGGCCAUGGAAAGACUGCAGGGUCCCAAACAAGAGAGUGGCCUGAUGGACGGAAUCAUGACUACGGACGCAGCCUUGAUGUACGACGCAGUGUUCAUGGUUGCUGUUGCGUCACAGCGAGCCACUCAGAUGACCGUCAGCUCCCUGCAGUGUCACCGUCACAAACCUUGGCGCUUCGGACCACGCUUCAUGAACCUCUUCAAAGAGGCACAGUGGCAUGGACUGACAGGGCACAUUGUUCUUAAUAAGACGGAUGGCCUGAGGAAAGACUUUGAUUUGGACAUCAUCAGCCUCAAAGAGGAUGGCACUACCAGGGGUGUUGUGGAGGGCGGAAGUCUCCUCACGAAAAGGUGGAUCAAGAUUGCUGUGUGGAACUCGUACAGGGGGAUGAACCUGACAGAGUCCAACCGAGAAAAGAAUAACAAUGUGACAGACUCUCUGGCUAACAGGACUCUUAUUGUGACCACGAUACUGGAAAAUCCAUACGUGAUGCAAAAAAAGUCAGACAAGGAGCUGGUCGGGAACGAUCGUUUUGAGGGUUACUGCCUGGACCUUUUAAAAGAGCUCUCCAACAUCUUGGGUUUUACAUACGAAGUCAGACUGGUGGCUGAUGGGAAAUAUGGAGCCCAGAAUGACAAGGGAGAGUGGAAUGGGAUGGUCCGGGAGCUGAUUGACCAUGUUGCAGACCUUGCUGUGGCUCCCUUGACCAUCACCUACGUUAGAGAGAAAGUCAUCGACUUCUCCAAGCCCUUCAUGACCUUAGGUAUCAGCAUCCUGUACCGCAAACCUAAUGGCACCAAUCCGGGCGUGUUCUCCUUCCUUAAUCCCCUGUCUCCUGACAUCUGGAUGUACGUGCUGCUAGCCUGCACAGGAGUUAGCUGUGUGCUCUUUGUGAUUGCCAGGUUUACUCCUUACGAGUGGUACAACCCACAUCCAUGCAACCCAUCCUCGACUCUCAUACAGAACAAUUUCACUUUACUCAACAGUUUCUGGUUUGGCGUUGGAGCUCUCAUGCGGCAAGGCUCAGAGCUGAUGCCCAAGGCUCUGUCGACUCGUAUAGUUGGGGGUAUCUGGUGGUUCUUUACCUUAAUCAUCAUCUCUUCCUACACGGCCAACUUGGCUGCCUUCCUCACUGUGGAACGAAUGGAUGCACCAAUCGACUCAGCAGACGACCUGGCGAAGCAGACCAGGAUUGAAUAUGGGGCAGUGAGGGAUGGAUCCACCAUGACCUUCUUCAAGAAAUCAAAGAUCUCCACCUAUGAGAAGAUGUGGGCGUUUAUGAGCAGCCGGAAGAACACUGCAUUGGUUAAAAACAACAGGGAAGGCAUCACCCGGGUCCUGACGACAGACUACGCCAUGCUGAUGGAGUCCACCAGCAUCGAGUACAUCAGCCAGAGAAACUGUAACCUCACACAGAUCGGAGGUCUCAUAGACUCCAAGGGCUACGGCGUGGGAACGCCUAUCGGUUCUCCAUACAGGGAUAAAGUGACCAUAGCCAUCCUUCAGCUGCAGGAGGAAGGGAAGCUGCACAUGAUGAAGGAGAAGUGGUGGAGAGGCAAUGGCUGUCCAGAGGAGGACAACAAGGAAGCCAAUGCCCUGGGCGUGGAAAACAUCGGCGGUAUCUUCAUUGUCCUGGCUGCUGGUCUGGUGCUCUCUGUGUUCGUGGCUAUCGGGGAGUUCAUCUACAAGGCGCGCAGGAAUGCUGAUAUAGAAGAGUGCGUGUCUUUUAGCACCAUGAUGGAGGACUUGGGCAUCUCCCUGCAGUGUUACAAAGGCAUCCGGAGGAGGUCACAACCCCACAGCGGAACGAGACCAGCUUGCAUCUUCUGUCAACCCAAACGCACUGCAAGGAGGGAGGGAAUGAGGCGGGACUCCAGCACGUGAGCCUUGGAUCUAAAAACUGAUGGAACGUAGAUCAGAGACUGCUAUUUGAUCGCUUUCCACUCCUCAGAUUUGUUUGUGGACCACCGAAUGAUAUGAAGUUGUUUCCUCAUCACCCCUGUCUUUUUACUAUUAUGUGUUUGGCUAAUACAUUAAGCAUUUACUGUAGAUGUAAAAACAUUAAUAAUGUUAAAACGUGAGGACUGUGAGAGUGAAAGCUCUCAUAGUAUAAACGAUUGCUGUUCCCUCAUGGUUGUAUUUCACUAUUAUGAGCAGUUUGCAGAGUUGAAUCUGCACACUUUAUAGAUACUCCCAUCGUGUGACAACUUCACUGAUUUUCAGAGUAAAAAGAUUUUUGCAUCUUUUAAA
Micropterus dolomieu (smallmouth bass) is the source of this 3402-nucleotide messenger RNA. RefSeq names its product glutamate receptor, ionotropic, kainate 1a (gene grik1a). Gene Ontology annotation, molecular function: transmitter-gated monoatomic ion channel activity involved in regulation of postsynaptic membrane potential; kainate selective glutamate receptor activity. NCBI's taxonomy places the organism in Eukaryota, Metazoa, Chordata, Actinopteri, Centrarchiformes, Centrarchidae. The transcript is spliced from 17 exons. Gene Ontology annotation, cellular component: plasma membrane; presynaptic membrane; postsynaptic membrane. Gene Ontology annotation, biological process: monoatomic ion transport; synaptic transmission, glutamatergic; modulation of chemical synaptic transmission. The coding region runs from base 301 to 3036 and encodes 911 amino acids. The record is from RefSeq and is a predicted model, not a curated record.